GUUGAAUUCCUUGAGCACCCUUGCGAGAUCUUGGUCAUCGAUCAACCAGUAUGGAGUCGAAGCCUUCAAGCUCGUGGUCCCCGCCGAGGAAGCGCGCCAGGGCCAGGCUAGUCGCUCCGGACCAAGGCAACGAUGGAUACAUUCUCCCCACAAACGAGCUGCAGGAGGUGCUUCUGAGGCUACCGUCAAAAUGCCUCGGCCGCCUCCGGGCCGUCUGCCAGUCGUGGCGGUACAUGCUCUCCGACCCGCUCUUCGUCGCCGCCCACGCGUCUCGCUCCAACGCGGACUCCAUCCUCGUCGUCGCCGACCACUCCCCUGAUCGCCAACUAGUCGACCUCAUCUUCCUGGACGUGGCCACCGGCGCCGUUUUGCAGCGCAUGGACGGGCUAGCUAGGCGUCGCGGCGAGCUGCUCUGUUUCGUAGGCCCGGGGCCGGGCGGCGGCGCAGUCCAGGUUCUCGGCCCGGCGACCGACGACACGACCGACGUCGUCGCCACGUCGACGGAGCCGUACGACCGCGCUAGCUUCACGGCCUCGUUCUACUUGGUCGGGCACGUGCCUGCCACUGCCGGAGAGCACAAGGUGCUCCACGUCACGGACGUCCGUGGAGAGCAGUCGUGCGAGGUCUUCAGCAUCGGCGCCGGCCGCCGCCAAAGUCAUCAACGCUGGAGGCCAACGCAAGGCCCCCCUCCGUUUCGUGUCGACUGGAUCGCCCGGAGCAGAGCGGUGGUCAACGGUGUCGCUUACUUCCUGCCCACCGCCUAUCAGGACCUGAACCACUACGACAGCGUCGCCGCGUUCUACCUCGAGACAGAGCAAUGGAGGCCAACUCCCAUCCGAGGCCCAGUGUGCAACAGAAAGCAGUCCGUCUGCCUCCUGCUGUUCUGCUUCAGCCUAGCCGAGCUCGACGGCCACCUCGUCAUGGUUCAUCAUAACUGGCGGGUCAGAACCAUGGACAUCUACUCCCUGACGACGGACACAGAGAAGGGGGGGUGGUCAAGGACGCUAUCUCUGCGUCUAAACUGGGUUGUGAACCGAAGAUGCGAACACUUCGCGGAGCCGUUGGCGGUGUUAGACGACGGGAGGAUCGUGGUCUUUGUACCAGGGACAAAGCGCGGUGUUGUGCGGGUGUAUGAUCCCAGAACGGAGACUAGGACGGAGGUGAUGCUCAUGUCCCGGCAUUGUACCGUUGUUGGGCUCUACAGAGGAAGCCUCCUUUCGUUUCGUGUACUCCCCCAGUCUCGUGAAAUCGUCAAAAUUUGA
This is a messenger RNA of Lolium perenne, 1262 nucleotides long. RefSeq names its product F-box/LRR-repeat protein At2g43260-like. Gene Ontology annotation, molecular function: protein binding. The record is from RefSeq and is a predicted model, not a curated record. NCBI's taxonomy places the organism in Eukaryota, Viridiplantae, Streptophyta, Magnoliopsida, Poales, Poaceae.